AUGUACCGAUCACUCAGGUCCGUCGCUGGUUUGAAUCGUUUCCUGCGGCCUCCAGCUCCAGCCUCCGAUCCUGGCCUUAGUGGUGCUGCCAACCUCCCAUUUCUGCCCCCGAACACCGCUCGAAUGGCAAGCCAAAAUUCCUUUCGGACGGAAUAUGACACUUUUGGUGAACUCAAGGUCCCAAGUGAUAAGUAUUAUGGUGCCCAGACUGUGAGAUCUACCAUGAACUUUAAGAUUGGUGGUGUGACAGAACGCAUGCCAGUCCCAGUUAUUAAAGCUUUUGGCAUCUUAAAGCGAGCAGCUGCUGAAGUAAACCAGGACUAUGGCCUUGAUCCAAACAUUGCUAAUGCAAUAAUGAAGGCAGCAGAUGAGGUAGGAGGAAAUAAGUGUGUUUACUUAGUAGCAUCAGGCUAGUAUCACCCACUGGUCCAGUGGACCAGUGGAACAUCUACCACUACCAACACCAACUGUUCUAAAAGGGUUCACAUUAGAAGCGUGCAAGUGUGUGUUUGUUUGUUGCUUUUGAUUACUAUUGUUCAUUUCUUUUGACAUUUUUCCAAACAGAGCUCAAAUGAUACUUUCCCCACUGCAAUGCACAUCGCUGCUGCAACUGAAGUUCAUGAAGUACUGUUACCAGGACUACAGAAGCUACAUGAUGCUCUCAAUGUGAAAUCUAAAGACUUUGCCCAGAUCAUCAAAAUUGGGCGUACUCAUACACAAGAUGCUGUUCCACUUACGCUUGGACAGGAAUUUAGUGGUUAUGUUCAACAAGUGAAGUAUGCGAUGGUAAGAAUAAAAGCUGCUAUGCCAAGAAUCUAUGAGCUUGCAGCAGGAGGCACUGCUGUUGGUACUGGUUUAAAUACUAGAAUUGGUUUUGCAGAAAAGGUUGCUGCGAAAGUGGCUGCACUCACAGGCUUGCCUUUUGUCACAGCUCCAAAUAAAUUUGAAGCUCUGGCUGCUCAUGAUGCCUUGGUUGAACUUAGUGGAGCCAUGAACACUGCUGCCUGCAGCCUAAUGAAGAUAGCAAAUGAUAUUCGUUUUCUGGGUUCUGGUCCUCGAUCGGGUCUGGGAGAGCUGAUCUUACCUGAAAAUGAACCAGGAAGCAGUAUCAUGCCAGGGAAGGUAAACCCUACCCAGUGUGAAGCCCUGACCAUGGUCGCAGCACAAGUCAUGGGGAAUCACGUGGCAGUUACUAUUGGAGGCAGCAAUGGCCAUUUUGAGUUGAAUGUUUUCAAGCCAAUGAUGAUUAAAAAUGUGUUACAUUCAGCAAGGCUGCUGGGGGAUGCUUCAGUUUCCUUCACAGAAAACUGUGUGGUGGGAAUCCAGGCCAACACAGAAAGAAUCAACAAGCUAAUGAAUGAGUCUUUAAUGUUGGUGACAGCACUUAAUCCUCAUAUAGGGUAUGACAAGGCAGCGAAGAUUGCUAAGACAGCACACAAAAAUGGAUCAACCUUAAAGAAAACUGCCAUUGAACUUGGAUAUCUAACAGCAGAGCAGUUUGAUGAAUGGGUGAAACCUACAGAAAUGCUGGGGCCAAAGUAA
Molecule: messenger RNA, 1542 nt
Organism: Chrysochloris asiatica (Cape golden mole)
Lineage: Eukaryota; Metazoa; Chordata; Mammalia; Afrosoricida; Chrysochloridae
Gene: FH
Product: fumarate hydratase
Exons: 11
Biological process (GO): fumarate metabolic process; tricarboxylic acid cycle; malate metabolic process
Cellular component (GO): mitochondrion; tricarboxylic acid cycle heteromeric enzyme complex
Molecular function (GO): fumarate hydratase activity
Source: RefSeq, a predicted model, not a curated record